Molecule: messenger RNA, 1917 nt
Organism: Aegilops tauschii subsp. strangulata
Lineage: Eukaryota; Viridiplantae; Streptophyta; Magnoliopsida; Poales; Poaceae
Source: RefSeq, a predicted model, not a curated record
AUGCACAGAUGCACAGAGAGGGUGAGGUUUGCCUCACAUUUGUUGGAGGGUCCUGCUGCAGCUUGGUGGGACAACUACUUGGUCACUUAUCCCAUUGCUACUAUCACAUGGCCUCAGUUUCAGGAUGCUUUUCGUGCUGCACAUGUGUCUGCUGGUGCUAUGAGUCUGAAAAAGAAGGAGUUCCGCAGUUUGCGCCAGGGAGGUUGCAGAGUUAAUGCGUAUGUGGAGGAAUUUAAUAAUCUUGCACGUUAUGCUCCUAAUGAUGUUAACACUGAUGCAGCUAGGCAGGAGAAAUUCUUGGAGGGCCUUAAUGAUGAUUUGAGCCUUCAGUUGACAGUGGCCACUUUUAGGAAUUGUCAGGACCUGAUUGAUAAGGCUAUUGUGCUGGAGGGAAAGCAACAGGCCAUAGAGAAUCGCAAGAGGAAGUACAACAACAAUAACAGGUAUAAUUUAGGACCACAACAGAAGCCACGCACUUCAUAUCAUGGUAAUGGAGGUAAUGGGCAUCAUAAUCAUCAUGGAGGUAAUGAUCAUAAUCAUCAUGGAGGGAAUGGCCACAACCAUAAUGGCCACCAUCAUCAUAAUGGGCACAAGAGUAACAAUGGCAAUGGCAGAGGUAAUGGUAAUGGUAAUGAUUGCCCAGGGGCGAAGAACUCAGGAUCCAGCAAGCCAAACCCCUUCCAAAAGGGUCAUGUAAAUCAUGUUAAUGUGGAGGAGGUUUACAAUGAACCUGAUGCAGUGAUUGGAGGGAAGAGGAUCAAAUAUGUGUGUAAGUAUAAGCGUAAUCAGGUGCAGGUGAACUCUCUUAAGGGGGGUAGCCUGGAAGAGGUGCCAGUUGUGAGAGAUUAUCCAGAUGUGUUUCCAGAGGAGUUGCUAGGCAUGCCACCAGAUAGAGAUAUUGAGUUUCUUAUUGAUUUAAUACCAGGCACUGGACCUAUUGCAAAGAGACCGUGUAGAAUGCCUCCUCAAGAGUUGGAGGAAUUGAAGAAGCAGAUAAGAGAAUUGCAGGCACAAGGAUUUAUUCGCCCAAGUUCAUCACCUUGGGGAGCUCCAGUUCUGUUUGUGGAGAAGAAGGAUGGGACCUUGAGGAUGUGUGUUCAUUAUCGUUCUCUGAAUGAGAUUCGUGAGCAAGAUAUUCCAAAGACUGCUUUUACUAUGAGGUAUGGGUUGUAUGAAUAUACUGUUAUGUCAUUUGGAUUGACUAAUGCUCCCGCAUACUUCAUGAAUAUGAUGAACAAGAAUAAGCAAGAGCACGAGGUGCAUCUGCGUUUGGUAUUGGAGAAAUUGAGGGAACAUCAGCUGUACGCCAAGUUUAGCAAAUGUGGGUUUUGGCUGGAUGAGGUAGCAUUCCUUGGACAUGUUGUGUCAGGUAAUGGAGUUGCAGUUGAUCCAUCUAAGGUUGCUGCAGUUACAGAGUGGGAGACACCCACGACAGUUGGAGAGAUUCGCAGCUUUUUGGGCCUUGCAGGUUACUACAGGAGGUUUAUUGAGAACUUUUCUAAGAUUGCAAAGCCUAUGACUGAAUUUCUGAAGAAAGAGAAGAAAUUUGUUUGGACUGAUGAAUGUGAAGCCAGUUUUCAGGAGUUGAAGCAGCGUUUGGUUACAGCACCAGUCUUAACUCUGCCGGAUAUACAUAAGGACUUCCAGUAUCAUCCUGGUAAGGCUAAUGUUGUUGCUGAUGCAUUGAGUCGUAGGAGCCAUGCUAAUGCAAUAAAUAUUGAUGAUAUGCCACCGGAGUUAUGUGAGCAGUUCAGGAAUCUCAGGUUGGAGAUGGUUCCUAAGGGAUAUUUAGCAACACUUGAGGUAAGGCAGAAGGUUUCCAUGAGGAUGAACAUGGAGCCAUAUGGUUUGAGAAGCGUAUUUGUGUACCUCGAGAGAUGCAGAUAUCAGGAAGUUGAUUCUUCAGGAGGCGCAUGA